CUUUUUUCUCAAACGCUUGCUAAGGAAGUUUCGACUCCCAAUAUAAAAGCGACGAAAGCUUUAUUGCAAAGGGUAUUGCCAAAACACCAUGAUCAGCUGUCUGUUGAAUUUAUCGCGGCGGACAAUGGAAAGGAUGUCUUUGAAUUGGAAAGUAAGGCUGGAAAGGUGGUGUUGAGGGGAAACAAUACCGUAUCCAUAGGUUCUGCACUGAACUGGUACCUGAAAUAUUAUUGUCGGGCACAGCAAAGCUGGUGCGGCGACAAUAUGGACCUGCCUGAGACAUUGCCCCUGAUUCGGGAGAAGCUGAGGAUUUCAUCGCCUUACAGAGACCGGGCAUACCUCAACUACUGUACUUUUAACUAUUCUAUGGCCUGGUGGGAUUGGGAACGCUGGGAAAAAGAGAUCGACUGGAUGGCUUUGCAUGGCAUCAAUAUGCCGCUUGCAAUUACCGGGCAGGAGGCAGUCUGGCAGAACACCUUAUUGCAAUACGGAAUGAGUAACGACGAGAUCCGUUCUUUCCUGGUAGGGCCGGCAUUUCAGGCCUGGCAAUGGAUGACCAAUAUAGAGGGGAUUUAUGGCCCACUUCCACAAAAAUGGAUAGCGCGCAGCGUUGAACUGGGCAGGAAGAUCCUGCAGCGCGAAAGGGAGCUGGGGAUGAAGCCCAUCCUUCAGGGCUUUACAGGAUAUGUACCCAUCAAGUUAAAAGAGAAACAUCCGGCAGCAAAAAUCUUAAAGAAACCCAUUUGGUUCUAUGUUGGAGAAGGUACGGCACAGUUAGAUCCGCUGGAUCCUUUAUUCGCCAGGAUGACAAAAACAUUUCUGAAAGAACAACAAAAACUUUUUGGAACAGAUCAUAUUUAUGCUGCGGAUCCCUUUCACGAAGGAACACCUCCGGUGGAAGGUAAUGAUUACCUGGCUUCGGUGGGGAAAGCAAUUUAUAAGGCGACCACUGCGGUAGAUCCAAAAGCGGUCAUUGCCAUGCAAACCUGGGAUAUGCGUAAACCAAUUGUACAGGCCAUUCCGGAAGAUAGAAUCCUGAUGCUGGACCUGAAUACGGCGAGAUGGAAAAAGAGUGAAGCUUUUUGGGGCAGGCCAUGGCUUGCAGGGAUCAUCCAUAAUUUUGGAGGCAAUACGGCCAUGGGUGGUGACCUUGAUGCGGUCCUGGGACGUUACCCCGCACUGUUAAAUGAACCUGCUCAAACUAAGGCAUUAAAGGGGAUCGGGAUGUUUCCUGAGGCCAUUGAGCACAACCCUGUGAUUUAUGAGGCUGCCAGUGAGAUGGCCUGGCACCGGGAAAAACCGGAUACCAAAACCUGGUUACAGGAUUACCUGAAGGCGAGAUAUGGUUCCCUGGAUCAACAUACGACCAUCGCCUGGGACACUUUGCUGCGUACUGCUUAUGGCAAGCAUGGUGUGGAAACCUUUAUGGAAUCAACCAUCUGCGCAAGACCUGCACUUCAGGUGAAUGGGGCUUCGCCAAAUGGGGCACUGAAUCAGGAAAAGAACUACCGCUUUGCAAGUUUAUGGGAAGCGCUGCUGGCGUUAAAACAAGCCUCAGCGGAAAUCCGGCAAAAAGAUACUUACAAAUAUGAUCUAGUUGAUUUAAUGCGCCAGUGUAUGGCCGAUCUUGCCAUCCCUGUACAGAAAAGAAUGGCCGGAUCUUAUGAGCAAGGGAAGGCAGCAGACUUCCAGUCGUACAGUAAACAGUUUUUGGAUCUUAUGGAAGAUUUUGACCGCUUAUUGGGUACAAGAAAGGAGUUUUUACUGGAUAAAUGGGUAGCUGAUGCCAGGGCAAUCGGAACUAAUGAUGCAGAGAAAGCACUUUAUGAAAAAAAUGCCAGGGGUCUGGUGACGAUCUGGGGUCCAUACGAUCCCAAUGCCAUUCAAUAUGAUUAUUCCGCCCGGCAAUGGAACGGCCUGGUGAGUAGUUUUUAUCAGCCCAGAUGGCAGAUGUUCAUUGAUUUCUUAACAGCAGAGCUGAAAAAAGAGCCCGCAAUAAGGUAUCAGGAAAUUAAGAUCAAUCACCGUUUUAACCGCCCUGCAAACGAAGCAAAUGCAUUUUAUAAGAUGAUCUCCAGAUGGGAAGCCGAUUGGGUGAAUAAACCAGGGAAGUUAAAGACCAUCAAAGCCCUGGGAGCUGAAAAUGCGACAGUUGAUCUGCUUUACCGUAAAUGGCUGCCCGUUGCAGAAGAACUGUAUUUGCAGAAAAAAUAA
This is a messenger RNA of Tuber aestivum (summer truffle), 2214 nucleotides long. The record is from the annotation of a GenBank genome assembly. Lineage: Eukaryota; Fungi; Ascomycota; Pezizomycetes; Pezizales; Tuberaceae.